AUGGCCCCCACCAUUCACCUCGUCCGCCAUGCUCAGGGCUUCCACAACCUCAGCGUCGAAAACGAAACCAUGCACGACCCGGACCUCACGCCCCUCGGCGAGCAGCAGUGCCUGGACCUGCGCUCCGAAUUUCCGCAUCACGCCCUCGUCGCGCACCUCGUCGCCUCUCCCAUGCGCCGCACGCUCUGGACCUGCAUCCGCGCCUUUGGCGACGGGCCGGCGGCGCCGUACCCCAUCAUUGCGCUCGACACUUUGCAGGAGCUGUCGGACAUGCCCUCGGACACGGGCUCUCCGGUCGCGGCGCUGGCGGGCGAGUUUGGGAGCAAGGUGGAUCUGUCGCGGGUCCGUGACGGGCUGUGGACGGAUAAGCUCGGCGACACGCCGUUUGAGCCGACAAAGGACAAGAUUGAGGCGCGAGCGCGCGAGGCGAGACGGACGCUGCGCGAUAUUGCCGGCUUGCAGACGGAUAAGCAUAUUGUGGUGGUGUCGCACGGCGCGUUUCUGCACUUUUUGACGGAUGAGUAUCAGGAUAUUCCCAGCGGAAACGCUACGAGUUGGAAAAACUGCGAGUACCGCUCGUAUCAGUUUGUCGACGCCACGGGCGCCGACGACGGCGCCGCCAUUAUCGAGACGGACGAGAGCUGGCACCGUCGCCGUGGCGACAAGCCUCGCCUGUCCCAGCACGACCUGGAUGAGUUGCGCGUGGUUUCUCAAGGCCGCAUUGUGCCUCAUCUCAAGUCCAGCGCGCGCUUGUAA
This is a messenger RNA of Beauveria bassiana ARSEF 2860, 756 nucleotides long. Its product is annotated as phosphoglycerate mutase. Bases 1 to 756 code for a protein of 251 amino acids. Lineage: Eukaryota; Fungi; Ascomycota; Sordariomycetes; Hypocreales; Cordycipitaceae. The transcript is spliced from 2 exons. Gene Ontology annotation, cellular component: cytoplasm. Gene Ontology annotation, molecular function: phosphatase activity. The record is from RefSeq and is a predicted model, not a curated record.